CUCAACUGUCAUGUUCAUAACGCGUUUAUUUUAUUUUAAUUAUUGCUUCUAUUAUUUCCCUGUUCCUUGCUGAGAAAAAAAGAAAAAACUCGCGAACGUGGAAAGUGUCCGAUAGAACCAUCAUGUUCAGCGAGUUUGUCUUUUUAUGCGUCCUGAAAUCUCGUGGAUGAUCGAUCCUGCGCACCGCCACAGGUAAAUAAUCUCAGAAUAUUUUGCAGUCUUCCACAACAAUGUCUGUCUUUAAUUCGAGAGGGAUCAUCUUUGCUCUCGCCUUCAUCCUUGGCAGGACGAUGGAAAACUUUUUACUCAGCGCAGAAGUGAAGGAGGGUGAGAUCCUUCCACCCACAAUCCAGAAGCUCAUGAAGGGAUACAACAAAUACCUUCGGCCUUUCUUUGAUAACGGUCCUGUGACAGUGGGUAUGAGUUUGGACAUAGCGAGUAUCGACACCAUUUCUGAAAUAAACAUGGACUACACAGCCACCAUAUUCCUGCGGCAGCGCUGGACAGAUGAGCGUCUUGUUUUCGAUGGAAACAAGAGCUUAAGUCUAGACGGCCGACUCGUGGAACUGCUGUGGGUCCCAGACACGUUCAUCGUGGACUCCAAGAAAUCUUUCCUCCAUGACAUCACGGUUGAGAACCGACUGAUCAGGAUAUUUCCCAAUGGCACAGUUCUUUAUGCACUGAGGAUCACCACAACUGUGGCCUGCAAUAUGGACCUCACCAAGUACCCCAUGGAUAAGCAAACCUGCACGCUGCAGCUGGAGAGCUGGGGCUACAAUGUGAACGACGUCAUGUUCUACUGGACCAGGGGCAACGAGUCGGUGAGCGGCUUGGACACGCUGCGGCUCGCCCAGUACACCGUGGAGGACCACUACACCUCCGUGUCCGAGGCCAUUUACGAGACGGGACAUUACCCCAAACUUAUCUUCCACUUUGAACUGAAGAGGAGCAUUCUGUAUUUCAUUCUGGAGACCUAUGUGCCCUCGAGCCUCCUGGUGGUCCUGUCCUGGGUGUCCUUCUGGAUCAGUCAGUCCUCUGUUCCCGCUCGCAUCUGUAUAGGGGUGACCACGGUCCUGACCAUGACCACGCUGAUGAUGGGUGCCAGAACCUCACUGCCCAACGCCAACUGCUUUAUCAAGGCCAUCGAUGUCUACCUGGGAAUCUGCUUCAGCUUUAUCUUCGGCGCCCUCAUCGAGUACGCCGUCGCCCACUUCUGCACCUUGCAACACCCGGACAUCACACGUGGAAUCAUGUGUGAACGCAGCACUCAAGAAUGUGAGAGCGAGAUGAACGGUAUCCUCACCACCAUCGCCAGCGACUCCAGCAGGGCCAAGCAGCGCAAGGAAGCAUCCGGAACGGCGGGCGGCUGCGGCCGCGGCCCCUCCGACGGCGGCGAGGCCGAGGAGGAGGCGAGCGAAGAGGCGCAGGACCGCUGCCGGAAGUCCCUGUCCCUCCUGAAGAGGGCGGCCCAGCUGGCAAACUGCUGCCACGUGGAGAACCCGCACUACAUAGACAACUACUCCCGCGUGUCCUUCCCUUUGUCCUUCAUCCUCGUCAACCUCCUUUACUGGACGUACUACCUGUAUUUUUAA
Messenger RNA from Scleropages formosus (Asian bonytongue), 1592 nucleotides. RefSeq names its product gamma-aminobutyric acid receptor subunit pi (gene gabrzb). The transcript is spliced from 10 exons. Gene Ontology annotation, cellular component: membrane. Gene Ontology annotation, biological process: monoatomic ion transmembrane transport. The record is from RefSeq and is a predicted model, not a curated record. Lineage: Eukaryota; Metazoa; Chordata; Actinopteri; Osteoglossiformes; Osteoglossidae. Bases 231 to 1592 code for a protein of 453 amino acids. Gene Ontology annotation, molecular function: transmembrane signaling receptor activity; extracellular ligand-gated monoatomic ion channel activity.